This is a messenger RNA of Oryza brachyantha (malo sina), 1624 nucleotides long. RefSeq names its product mitogen-activated protein kinase kinase 2. The transcript has 9 exons. The record is from RefSeq and is a predicted model, not a curated record. Bases 178 to 1266 code for a protein of 362 amino acids. Gene Ontology annotation, biological process: MAPK cascade; protein phosphorylation. NCBI's taxonomy places the organism in Eukaryota, Viridiplantae, Streptophyta, Magnoliopsida, Poales, Poaceae. Gene Ontology annotation, molecular function: ATP binding; MAP kinase kinase activity.
AAAAAAGAAAAGAAGUAAAAAAAAAAUUCCAUCAAAAAGGCAAAGGAGACUAGUCGAGUAGUCGUAGCCCAUAGUGUUCAACUCGCUCCGUCGCCUCCUCUCCAUUUCGCGUCUCCUCCGGCCAUCCCCACCGCCGCGAGCGAGCGAGCUUGCAGCGCCCGCCGCCGCCGACUUGCGAUGGAGAAGACUCGGAAGCCGGGGAAGCUGGCGCUCCCCUCGCACGAGUCAACCAUCGGCAAAUUCCUGACGCAGAGCGGGACGUUCAAGGACGGCGAUCUGCUCGUCAACAAGGACGGCCUCCGCAUCGUCUCGCAGAGCGAGGAAGGGGAGGUUCCUCCUGUGGAGCCAUUGGAUCAUAAUCAGUUGAGUCUUGAUGACCUAGAUGCAAUCAAAGUUAUCGGGAAAGGUAGUAGUGGAAUCGUGCAGUUAGUUCGCCACAAAUGGACUGGCCAGUUUUUUGCGCUGAAGGUUAUACAACUCAAUAUCCAGGAGGCUAUACGCAGACAGAUUGCGCAGGAAUUGAAAAUUAGCUUGUCAACACAGUGCCAAUAUAUUGUUGCGUGUUGUCAGUGUUUUUAUGUCAAUGGCGUUAUUUCAAUUGUUUUGGAGUAUAUGGAUGGUGGCUCUCUCUCAGAUUUCCUGAAGACAGUUAAAACCAUUCCAGAGCCCUACCUUGCUGCAAUCUGUAAGCAGGUGUUAAGAGGACUGAUGUACUUACAUCAUGAGAAGCGCAUCAUACACCGAGAUCUGAAGCCAUCAAAUAUAUUAAUAAACCAUAUGGGCGAAGUAAAAAUAUCAGACUUUGGUGUUAGUGCCAUCAUUGCUAGUUCCUCUGCACAACGAGAUACAUUUACUGGGACAUAUAACUACAUGGCGCCAGAAAGAAUCAGUGGGCAAAAACAUGGUUACAUGAGUGAUAUCUGGAGCUUGGGCCUUGUUAUGCUAGAAUUGGCCACUGGUGAAUUUCCAUAUCCUCCCCGUGAAAGCUUUUAUGAGCUGCUUGAAGCUGUUGUCGACCACCCACCACCUUCUGCUCCAUCAGACCAGUUUUCAGGGGAAUUCUGCUCAUUCAUCUCUGCAUGUAUCCAGAAGAAGGCUUCUGAUAGAUCAUCUGCACAAAUCUUACUAAAUCAUCCAUUCCUGAGCUUGUAUGACGACCUGAAUAUAGAUCUCGCUUCAUACUUCACAACCGCUGGAUCUCCGCUUGCCACCUUCAAUACAAGCAACCGGUACGAUGACAGAUACUCUGAUGCACCAAUGAGCUAGCUGGAAGGAUUGAUCCUUUGGCUGUCAAUCUGUAGAAUCUACCAUCUACCUAACUGCUCCAACCCGAAAUGUUUGGAGUAUUUUUUGGGAUAAAGCUUGCCCCUGUGUACUGAGCUGGAAUUGAUAGUCUUGAUGUGUAAAUUCCGCGUAAUUUCAUAUACAGAACAAAAUUCUAGGAUCAUUGAGCAUUGAGAAGAUUUGCUUUGCUGUGCACCAGAAUGGUAUGUUCUCCGCUUGACCUUGUCUGUCACUCUCUUGCUGUACCUAAAUCAUAUCUUACCGGAUUGUCCAAUUCAUGGCCCCGUACUCUGGACAAUUUAUUAUUAUUAUUUGAACCUUCUCAUCUUUUAAUUUUAAA